AUGGAGGUUGAUAUAAGUUUGAGCCCGAGAGUAAAUUCAGUUAAACCUUCAAAGACGGUGGCUAUUACUGACCAGGCAACUGCACUUGCGCAAGCUGGUGUGCCCGUUAUUCGUUUAGCUGCUGGCGAGCCUGAUUUUGACACUCCAGCUGUAAUUGCCGAGGCUGGAAUUAGAGCAAUUCGUGAAGGAUACACAAGGUAUACCCCUAAUGCUGGCACCAUGGAACUCCGGACAGCUAUUUGUCACAAGCUAAAAGAGGAGAAUGGGAUAUCAUAUACGCCUGAUCAAAUUUUGGUGAGUAAUGGGGCUAAACAAAGUAUUCUUCAGGCAGUUCUUGCAGUUUGCUCCCCUGGGGAUGAGGUUCUAAUUCCAGCCCCGUUUUGGGUGAGCUACCCCGAAAUGGCCAGACUAGCCGAUGCAACCCCUGUGAUCAUUCCUACACACAUAUCCGAAAAUUUUCUUGUAGACCCGAAGCUUCUCGAGUCUAAACUGACAGAAAAAACCAGAUUAUUGAUUCUUUGUUCACCAUCCAACCCAACAGGAUCAGUUUACCCACGAAAAUUGCUUGAACAGAUUUCUGAAAUUGUGGCGAGGCACCCCAGGCUUUUGGUUUUGUCUGAUGAGAUAUAUGAACAUAUCAUUUAUUCCCCAGCAACCCACACGAGCUUUGCAUCUUUGCCUGGAAUGUGGGACCGCACUUUGACCGUCAAUGGCUUUUCAAAGGCUUUUGCCAUGACUGGUUGGAGGCUUGGGUAUAUUGCGGGACCAAAACACUUUGUUUCUGCCUGCGGAAAGAUCCAAAGUCAGUCCACCUCUGGUGCCAGCAGUAUAUCACAGAAAGCAGCUGUUGCUGCCUUAGGGUUGGGCUAUGCAGGUGGUGAGGCAGUCUCGACUAUGGUCAAAGCAUUUUGUGAGAGGAGAGAUUUUCUCGUCAAAAGCUUUCGAGAAAUAGAGGGUGUGAAAAUUUCAGAGCCUCAGGGCGCUUUCUACCUAUUUCUUGAUUUUAGCUCUUACUAUGGCUCAAUGGGUGAUGACUUUGGGGUGAUCAGCGGCUCUGAGUCCUUGUGCCGAUAUUUGCUCGACAAAGCACAAGUUGCUCUCGUCCCGGGUGAUGCAUUUGGAGAUGAUAGCUGCAUUCGAAUCUCCUAUGCGGAGUCUCUCGACACUCUGCGAGCUGCGUUUGAGAGAGUUAAAGGAGCACUCAUUUCUCUAAAACCUAAUAUUACUGUUUAA
Striga hermonthica is the source of this 1233-nucleotide messenger RNA. NCBI's taxonomy places the organism in Eukaryota, Viridiplantae, Streptophyta, Magnoliopsida, Lamiales, Orobanchaceae. The record is from the annotation of a GenBank genome assembly.